Microdochium trichocladiopsis is the source of this 2072-nucleotide messenger RNA. RefSeq lists its product as uncharacterized. NCBI's taxonomy places the organism in Eukaryota, Fungi, Ascomycota, Sordariomycetes, Xylariales, Microdochiaceae. The transcript has a single exon. Bases 74 to 1660 code for a protein of 528 amino acids. Gene Ontology annotation, molecular function: DNA-binding transcription activator activity, RNA polymerase II-specific; zinc ion binding. The record is from RefSeq and is a predicted model, not a curated record. Gene Ontology annotation, biological process: regulation of transcription by RNA polymerase II.
CCAACCCGAGAUCGCAACCCGAGAGCGAGCGACCGAGCGAGGGCAUGCCCGGGCCCGCCCCCGGCCACCGGCCAUGAAGAGCCACACAAAGUCCCGCCGCGGCUGCGUCCAGUGCAAGCACCGCAAGGUCAAGUGCGACGAGACGCUGCCCUGCUGCGACCGCUGCCGCCGCCGCCACGAGCACUGCUCCUACCUCGACGAGGUCUACGGCUCGCCCGGCGGAGGCCAGGCCGGCAGCGGCAGCACCACCAGCAACAACAAUGCCUCCAGUAACAACAACAAUAGCAACAGCAGCAACCCCCCGAGCACCACCUUGGCCAGCUCAGGCCUCGUCACCACACCCGGCUCCUCGAGCGGUGGCAGCACGAUCGGCGCCGGCCCAGGCGGCGUCACCGGAGCCUUUGGGCCUGGGUCCUUCUCGGCCGCCGGCCACUCCUCCGGGACCGCACAGCACAACAGCUACCAACAUGCCCAGCGAGGUCCCCUCCCGUCUGCCAGCCAGCUCGGCAUGCUCGACACCUCUGUCGGCGCCUCUGGCUCCCUGGGCAUGAACCAGUCCCCCUUAGGCACCCCGCUCAUCGGCCCAGGCCUGGCAGAUCCGUCCAACGGCUAUGUCGUCGACAUGGAGCUGCUGCACUUCUACCUGACCUGCACAUACAAGACGCUCUGGGGCCGCGCCGAGGGCAAGCUCGUCUGGCGGGACGUCAUCUUCCGCGAGGCCCUUGCCCAUCCGGCCCUCAUGAACGGACUUCUGACCACCGCCGCCCUCCACCGGAUCGUGACUCUGAGUGCGACCCACGGGCCCUCGGCGGCAGCGGUCUAUCACUCGGUGGCCUUGCACAAGCAGCGGCAGGCACUCGAGGGUCUCGUCGUGCUGCUGAGGUCUCUCGAUCCGGAGAGCUGCCGGGCCAUCUUCCCGUUGUCCAUGAUGGUGUCCUUCUGGGCGUUCGUGUCCCGCGACGUGCCCGAAGAGCUGGGCAUCCUCACGACGCUCGACAUCAACGGCGGCAUCCAGCCGCCUACACACAACAAUAACCACAACAUUAACAGCAACCAUGCCUCCCCAGCCGGGUUCACAGACCCAGGCACACCACACCAACACCAGCAACAGCACAUCACCCUCCCGCCGAUCAAAUCCACUCUGGACCUCUUUGUCGAGCUCAUCCGGCGCAUCCGGGCCGUCCAGACCAUCGCGCAGGAGUCGAUAUCCUGGCUGACCCAGUCCCAGUUCCUUCCCCUGAUGGCGGUGCCCAACUACGACACCCUGCCCGCCCUGCCGCACGGCAUCACGCAGGCCCUGCACACCCUAGACGCCCACAUCCAGCGCACCCCGCGCAUCGCCGCCAUGCUCUCGGGCCUCGACAACAGGUACUCGCUCAGCACCAUGUACAAGCUCUCGCGGUGCCCGGACUGGCUCGAGCUCGUCACGGGCUGGCCCAUGACCCUCCCGCAGAGCUUCGUCGACGAGCUGCAGCGGCGCAACCACGCCGCGCUGACCGUCUUUGCGUACUGGCUCGGCUGCUUCCAGGUCCUCGAGGACCGGUGGUGGGCUCGCGGGUGGACGGCGGCGCUGAUUGUCGAGAUUGAGGGCACGGUCAGGGGCGGCGAGUGGGCGCCGCUGGUGGACUGGGUCAGGAUGUAUCUGAGUAUCAUCAAGUGAUUUGCGGGUCUAGGUGGUAAAUGGUUUUUCUUGGCUGUGCAGCUAUCGGCUACGGAGGGAGGAGUUUCAUGGAAUAUCAGAAUUCUAAACGGGCCAGUCUCGCGGUCAUGGGACUGCGGGCGUAUACAGUGUGCUUCCUUACCAAUCAAUAUCGGACUGGGCUUGGCCGGUCUUUGAAACAUCAAUAUGGAUCAUCUUGGUGGCCUGCAUGGGGUUGUGCCCACGCACUACUCGAGCGAGCCGGCAUUCAUGUUUGCCAUGGCCUUUUAUGCUCACAUGGUGGAGGUCGGGGCCUCAAUCUCAUGCUGCCGCUUUCCAGGAUACCGUUGCCGAGCGAGCCUGGUAAUCCGAGCUCGUGCCCGCUUACGGCCCGUGUUGUUCUUCAUGAAGCUUUGCUAGUGCCUCGGAUGCU